This is a messenger RNA of Cooperia oncophora, 927 nucleotides long. Lineage: Eukaryota; Metazoa; Nematoda; Chromadorea; Rhabditida; Trichostrongylidae. The record is from the annotation of a GenBank genome assembly.
AUGGUUAUGCGUUCGGAGCUCUAUCAGCGUGGCCUGUGCUCUUUCGAGUACUAUUCGGAUCCGUUCCAGUGUCAGACAGAAUCACUGGAAUUUUCAAUUUACGGAAUUGAUGAAAAUAACCAACAGUUCCGAAGGAUGGAACAGUUCUUCUGUAUCGAUCAUGGACGCAUAGUGACCACUGUGGCUCCAAAUGUGACAGCUCCUGUAACGGUACCGGUUGUUCCCACAACACAGCCCAUAAUAACACCAACACAAUCGUCACCUGUGGUUUCAACGUCACCAGGAGAUCAUCUGACCACAGCAGUGACCAUGGCUCCUCCAACAGUAUAUCAGUUCGACAUUCUCUUCCUUAUCGACGUCAGUCAGGAAGCUCAAAAUCGACUGGACGACAUGAACAGCUUCGUAACAUUAUUGAUGUCGGGUUACGACGUCUCUCAGCAGAACGCCCGUGUGGCAUUGAUGGCGGUCGGAAGUGGUGCGUUGGGUGCGAUCCCACUGGCGAACUUCAACACCAUCAGUUCAUAUCAGAAUCUGCUCAAUUACGUCAACACAGUGAGCACGUACACAGACUUCGGAGAUCCUGGGCAGGCGCUUGGACAGGCUUUGAACAUCGCAGUGAAUAACGACUUCAUGCAGUCCGGAUAUCGUACCAACCUCAAGAAUCAUGUGAUUGUUUACGUCACAGCUACUAGCAAAUUCGACGACCAACCACAACCACUUGCUCAAAAGAUCCGUAGUGCCGGUAGCUACGGUAUCAUUACCGUCGGGUACGGACCACUUGUGACCGAUCCAAAUGCCCUUCAGGGCAUCUCUGGUGGAGCCAGCUGCUCCUUUAUCGCGAACGAUUCACCGGGACUCAUGGACCAGGUUGCUGCGGUGAAGCUGCUCAUCAACAAGGCUGACACGAAUGGUGGAAAAUACUGCUAG